Coregonus clupeaformis (lake whitefish) is the source of this 3158-nucleotide messenger RNA. It is a transcript of the gene ddx24, whose product is annotated as DEAD (Asp-Glu-Ala-Asp) box helicase 24. Gene Ontology annotation, molecular function: ATP binding; RNA helicase activity; nucleic acid binding. The transcript has 8 exons. The record is from RefSeq and is a predicted model, not a curated record. The coding region runs from base 296 to 3046 and encodes 916 amino acids. Gene Ontology annotation, cellular component: nucleolus. Lineage: Eukaryota; Metazoa; Chordata; Actinopteri; Salmoniformes; Salmonidae.
CACAUAUUAUCUAAAAAAUGACGCAAAUAUGACCAACAUUAGAGUCCAAUUAAUGUUACAGUAUAGAUAACCUUUUCAUAGAUAAUAUGUAAGAUCUGCUUUGUUAAUGUCUUCAUCACCUCAGACUCACAUUCCAGCAACACUGCUCUCUGCUCAAACUAAAUGGUUACUAAUAAAGUUUUUCAAACCACGUGAUCACAAGUGCCAUGGCUGCGUCCUCGUGUCAUACGUGAGUCCAAUCAAGUCGUGUGAUUAAUUCUUAUCAGAGGAAAUUCCUGUAAACAGUCAAAGGAAAAUGAAGCCCAACGGGAGUCAGAUGAAAAAUAUGCGCCCUUUCUCUAGGACGAAGUCAGCCAAACGGGGGAUCCAUGUGAAGGGCAGCUGGAAAGCAGUAGAACUGGACCCCAGUCUCUUCUCAGAAGAGGGCAUGGGGGGACUGGUCUGUUUUGAGGAGCUGACAGACUACCGCCUAAUAGACUCUGCCAAGGAAGAAGCUAAAGCAGAAGCUAAAGCAGACAAAUAUAAAAAGAAGAGAAAAGAAAGAAAAGAAAAGAAAAAAGCUAAGAAAAGAAAGGCUAGUGAGAGAGAUAAGGAUGGAGGGAAACAAAAGGAGGUAUGUGAGGGAGGUAGUUACGAAAAUGAAACGUCUGAAAAACCAGCUAGGAAGAAGAAUAAAAAGAAAACAACCCAACAAAAUGAUCCAACCACACAGGAUGACAUUUCUGCGGACAGUAAAGUGAAAAGUGAGGAGGUGAGUGACAAAGUCCAAAACCUUAAAAAUGGUUCAGAGAACAUUGUGGUCAAGGAGGAAGAGGAGAAAGCCCCUGAAGAAACUGUCUUACAAGAUGCUGUUAUGUGUCCUGAGGAUGCUCAGCCACAAUCAAACAAUACAAAGACUGAUGGCAAAAAGAGGAAGAAAAGAAAGGUAGAAAAGCAGACAGUCCCAGAGUCACAGACAGAGUUACCCCCUCAAGGCAAAGUGUCUAAACUCUCCAAAAAGAAAGCAAAGAAUUGGACCAACGCGGCACGCUCUGGUUCUGACCAAAACUCAGAUGUGACAGCGUGGAAGGAUCUGUUUGUCCCUGACCAAGUGUUGAAGGCACUGAGCAGUCUAGGGUUCGGAUCACCCACGGCCAUUCAAGCUCUGGCAUUGCCACCUGCUAUCAGAGACCAUAUGGACAUUGUUGGGGCAGCCGAGACGGGUAGUGGUAAGACGCUGUCUUUCGGCAUCCCCAUGAUCCAUCAUAUCCUGGAGUGGAAGAAGGGAGCAGAUGAAAGUGAGGGGGCGACAGAUGGCCAGACUGAGCCAGGAACACAGGUGGAAAGCCUGUACCUGCCGACAGUGGAGGAAUCUGUAGAGACUGAGACAUGUAUUUCCAUUGACACCAGCAAUGAGGUCACUGAGGAAACCACAGAGCAGGAAGAUCCUCAAGAGCAGGGGAGUGAAGAUGUAGCAGAGGAAGACAAAGAUGCUGCUGAUGACAAAGAAAUAAUUGAGGAUGACGAAAAAACAAUUGAGGAGGAGGAGAAUGAUGAAGAAAUAUAUCAGGAGGACGAGGAUGAGAGUGACUCUGAACAGAUAGGGUGCGUCAAAGUCAUUGAGAAUAUGGAGUUUGAAUUUGACAACACAGCAGAAGAAGAGACUCUGAAAGUCAGUGAGAAACAGCCAUUGUUAGGAUUGGUUCUCUGCCCGACCAGGGAGCUGGCUGUACAGGUGAAACAUCACAUUGAUGCUGUGGCUAAGUUUACUGGUAUAAAAACAGCGAUUGUGGUCGGUGGAAUGGCUCAGCAGAAACAGAUCAGGAUGCUGAAACGCAGACCUGAGAUCAUCAUUGCCACUCCAGGACGCCUGUGGGAGAUGAUCAAAGAGAGGCAUCCACAUCUGGUGAACCUAAGGCAGCUAAGGUGCCUAGUCAUUGACGAAGCAGACCGCAUGGUGGAAAGAGGCCAUUUUGCUGAGCUGGAAAGUCUGCUGGAGAUGCUGAACACUGUCCAGUUCAACCCAAAGAGGCAGACAUUUGUGUUCUCCGCCACCCUGACCAUGGCCCACAGCUUGCCCACCCGUGUCCUACAGAAGAAGGGCAAGAAGGUGGACCAGAGGAGCAAGCUGGAGGUCCUUAUGGAGAAAGUGGGGAUCAGGUCCAAGCCUAAAGUCAUUGAUCUGACCCGGAAGGAGGCUACAGUCGAGACCCUGACUGAGAGACGGAUACACUGUGAAAAGGAAGAGAAGGAUUUCUUCCUGUACUACUUCUUGCUCCAGUAUCCAGGCCGGACUAUGGUGUUUGCCAACAGUAUUGACUGCAUCAAGCGGCUUAACUCUCUGCUGGUCAUCUUGGACCGUACUCCACUGCCACUGCAUGCCAACAUGCACCAGAAGCAGCGCCUAAAGAACCUUGAGAGGUUCGCUGAGAGGGAGAGCUGUGUGCUCCUGACAACUGAUGUGGCGGCAAGAGGGCUUGACAUUCCAAAUGUUCAACACGUCAUUCAUUACCAGGUUCCAAGGACGUCAGAGACUUAUGUCCACCGCAGUGGUAGGACAGCACGAGCCACCAAAGAGGGUCUCAGUUUGCUCCUGGUUGGGCCAGAUGACAUGAUGAACUUCAAGAAAAUCUACAGAGCUCUGGGAAAGGAUGAGGAGGUUCCCAUGUUUCCCAUACAGAGCAAGUGCAUGGCUGCCAUCAAGGAGCGAGUCAACAUGGCCAGGAAGAUAGAGAAGAUUGAAUUCCACAAUAGCAGAGAGAAGCAGCACAACUCUUGGUUUAAGCAAGCAGCAGAAGCUCUGGAGGUGGAUCUUGAUGAUGAUGUUUUGCUUGGGGGGAGGAAGGAUGAGGAAGACGACAGGCAGCAGCAGAAGAUGGUGAAGGGCAUGAAGAAGCACCUGAAACACCUGAUUUCUCAGCCUGUAUUCAAGAAUGUGAUGAAGACCAAGUACCCCACACAGAUGGGUAAGCUCUCCCUGCCCAACAUGCCCCUACAUGGUUUGGAAACGGCCUUGACCAGUGUCUCCAAUCAGAAGAAAAUACAGAAACAAAAGAAGCAGCAGUAGAAGUGUUAAAAAUGAGUGUCGUCUCAAUUAGAAUGUAUGAGAUUGAAUUUUUAUAAAUUGAGAUACAGUGCAAUUAUUGUAAAAAAUUCACAUAAAAUGAUUUUAAGAGAUA